Cornus florida is the source of this 1746-nucleotide messenger RNA. RefSeq lists its product as uncharacterized. The record is from RefSeq and is a predicted model, not a curated record. NCBI's taxonomy places the organism in Eukaryota, Viridiplantae, Streptophyta, Magnoliopsida, Cornales, Cornaceae. The transcript has a single exon. Bases 1 to 1746 code for a protein of 581 amino acids.
AUGGUGUAUAAGCAUUUCAGCCAUCAUCACAAGCUGAGUUUCCAGCAGCUGCAACAAGCUGGUGCACCAGAAAUCCAAUGUUCAGGUUGCAAGUCAUCGAGCUCCGGUUCACUCUACAACUGCUGGCAAUGCAGCUUCUUCCUCCAUGAACAAUGCUUUCGUGCAAGCCGGUCCAUGGAACAUCCUUCUCAUCCAUCCCACCCUCUCACUCUUGUCCCCUAUCCAACUUACCCCUCUGGUUCCUUCAUUUGCAAUUCUUGCAACCAAACCGGAACUGGCUUUUCCUACACUUGUGCCAAUUGUGAGUUUGACCUCCAUGUCCAUUGCGCUUACGUGCCCCAAACCACCCAUGAAUCAUACCCUUAUGUUCAUAACCUACAUCACUCUCUCACCAACCAAACACCUGAUCACUAUGCCCCAUUCGUGCCCCAAAUUGCCACCCAUGACUCAUACUCUGCAGCUCCUAACCUGAAUCACUCUCUACCCAAUUCAGCACCCUCUUUCAAUGCCCAAUAUUCUCACAUGACUCAAAGUAGUGACACCCAUGAACCGUAUUCUAAUGUUCCUAACCCAAACAACAGUUUCAAAGCUCAAUAUCCUCAUAUGCCACAAAGUGACAUCCAUGAACCAUAUCCUAAUAUUCCUAACACGAAUCACUCUCCCCCCAUCGCGAAACCUAGUUUCAAUGCUCAAUAUCCUCAAAUGCCUCAAAGUGACAUCCGUGAACCAUAUCCUAAUAUUCCUAAUCCAAAUCACUCUCCCCCCGCCGCGACACCUAGUUUCAAUGCUCAAUAUUCACACAUGCUACAAAGUGACACCCAAGAACCAUAUACUAAUGUUCCUAACCCAAAUCAAUGUGGAACCCAUGAACCCUACCCUAUUGCUCCCAACCUAAAUCAUUCUCACCCCGUUGAAACUCCUGGUUUCAAUGCCCAAUAUUCUUACAAGCCUGAAACUGCCUCCCAUGAAUCUGUUCUAAGUGGUCCUAGCCAACAACACUUUGUUCCAAAUGCUGUUAGCACCGAGGCACUGUCACAGGCCAGUAAGCCAACACAUGUUUCAAAUGCGAAGCAUUUCAGUCAUCAACAUGCCCUGCAUCUAUCUGAAGUACAAGAGGAAGAUGGGAUUGCUUGCUCUGGUUGUGAACAAGACCUUUCAGGCUCGGCUUACAAUUGCUCCAAGUCAAAAUGCAACUUCAACCUCCACAAGUCAUGCUUUGAAUUGCCUAAGCAGAUCCAACACAAGUCUCAUCUCGAGCACCCUCUCAUCCUUCUAUCCUCCCCGGCUUAUGAAGAUGGGGAGUUCACUUGCAAUGCCUGUCUCCAAAAUGGCAGCGCGUUUACCUACCAUUGCUCAACUUGCAAGUUUGAUCUCCAUGUUGAAUGCUCUUCCCUGCACGAAACUGUGAAACGUGAAGAUCACGAACACACUCUUACUCUGUUGUAUUCCCCCUCAUACAAAAAGGUAACUGACGAUGGCAAGGAGAUGAUCUUCGAUUGUGAUGUAUGUCGAUGCACGGUUGAUGAACACUGCUGGAUCUACUACUGUGAAUUAUGCGACUUUGGCACCCAUUUGGAUUGCGUGACAGCUGAAAUAAGCCAAGAAGCAGCACAGGAAGAGUCACCUUUUGCAGCUAAACUCCGAAUGCAACUUGAGAUGCAAAGGCUUCAGUUUCAAGUGCAAAUGAGUCAGCAAACUGCACAAUUGAUGGCCAGCAUGGGACAAAAUUUGGUCAACCUAGUUUGA